This is a messenger RNA of Aureobasidium subglaciale EXF-2481, 1044 nucleotides long. RefSeq lists its product as uncharacterized. The transcript is spliced from 7 exons. The record is from RefSeq and is a predicted model, not a curated record. The coding region runs from base 1 to 1044 and encodes 347 amino acids. Lineage: Eukaryota; Fungi; Ascomycota; Dothideomycetes; Dothideales; Saccotheciaceae. Gene Ontology annotation, cellular component: nucleus. Gene Ontology annotation, molecular function: mRNA binding. Gene Ontology annotation, biological process: mRNA export from nucleus.
AUGGACCGAAGCCUCGAUGAGAUCCUCGAGGAGCGCCAGAACACCCGUGGUGGACGCCGUGGAGGACGUGGACGUCCUGACCGCGAUGGUGGCCGUGGACCCCGACGAGACUACGCUGAGCGCGAACGCGACUUUCCCAGAGACGGCGUCAAAAAGUCAUUUCCCAGCGAAGACGCCAGAAACAUUGACCGUGACUGGGUCCACGAUAAGUUUGAAGAUGAUGACUCCCGCCGCCCUGCUAGAGGCUCGCGUAACGAUCGCUACGAUAGAGAACCCGCAAGGGAAGCCUCCGGCUCUACCACCAUCCGCAUUGAGAAUAUUCACUACGAUAUCCAGGAGCCCGACUUGAGGGAGCUGCUUGAAAGCAUCGGACCCGUCGAGUCUCUACGCCUUCUUUACGACCGCCACGAUCGCUCGCAAGGUGUCGCCUACGUCGUAUACCCCAGCGCAAACCUCGCCAACCGUGCCUUCCGUCAGUUCGACGGUCAGAAUGCCAUGGGUCAACCCAUCUACUUGACCAUCCAAGAAGCCGCCCGCCCAGCCCGCAACCCCUUUGACAAUGUCGAAAAGCCCGCCCGCAGCUUGUUCGAUCGUAUCGACAGCCGUCGCAGUGCCAGUCCCAACUCGCGCAACGUCGAUCGCUACGUUCCUCCCGGUGGCAGAGGACCCCGCAGCUCUCGCAGCCCUUCUCGUCGUGGUCGCGGUGCUCCCCGUGAGACUGGACGUCGUCCUGGUGCCCGUCGCGAGAACACCGAUCGCCGUGAAGGCGGUCGCGAGCGCGGUGACAGACGUGGUCCUGGACCUAAGAAAGAGAUUGAUGGCAGACCCGUUGUGCAAGGACGCCCGAGAAAGACGGCUGAAGAGCUCGAUGCUGAGAUGGACGACUACUGGGGUGGUGGCUCAGCUGCUCCCGAAGCCAGCGCUGCUGUAUCUGGCGAAACUGGUCGUGAGCCUCAGGUUGCUACCAUCGCUGGAGGGCAGAACAACAACCAGGGCACCACAUCCACAGCUCCGGAUGACGACAUUGACCUCAUGGUCGAGUAA